Messenger RNA from Caenorhabditis remanei, 849 nucleotides. RefSeq lists its product as uncharacterized. The record is from RefSeq and is a predicted model, not a curated record. NCBI's taxonomy places the organism in Eukaryota, Metazoa, Nematoda, Chromadorea, Rhabditida, Rhabditidae. The transcript has 5 exons. Bases 1 to 849 code for a protein of 282 amino acids.
AUGUCUGGUCAACGUUUCGCUGGAAAAGUUGUACUUAUUACUGGAUCUUCUAGUGGAAUCGGACAAGCUGCUGCUGUUUUAUUCGCUGGAGAAGGGGCAAAAGUUGUAAUAACCGGAAGAUGUGCUGAAAAUGUAGAGAAAACUAGAAAAAUGUGUAUGGCUGUUGGAGCAAAGUCAUCGGAUCUUCAUCCAACUGUUGGAGACGUAAUGGACGAUGGAUUUUUGAGUAUUCUAGUGGAAACUGUAAUUGAUACUUUUGGAAAAUUGGAUAUUCUGAUUAACAAUGCUGGCUCCUUAGAAGUGGAUAUGAGUGGAAAAGAAGGAUGGGAAAUGGGUUAUGAUGUUAUGCAGAGAUCAUGGGAUUCCAAUUUCAAACAAGUAAUGAUCUUGACACAAAAAGCUAUUCCACAUCUAGUCAAAACCAAAGGAGACAUUGUGAAUGUUUCAACUUUCUUAUCAUCUGGACCACUCGGAGUCAUGUCAAUGCCUUAUUAUGCUGUUCCCAAAGCAGCUUUAGAUCAAAUGAGCCGAUCGAUGGCUCAUGAAUUUAUACUGAAAGGAGUUCGUUUGAAUACGGUCAACCCGGGUCUCGUUAGAACCUCAUUCUUUUCGAGACUUGUAGGCGAAGAUAACGCUAGAAAAAUGGAGAAUUAUGUGCAAAGUAAACCAGAAUAUAUUCCAUUAGGAAGAGCUGCAACCGCUGAUGACGUCGCUCAUGCCAUCAUUUUCCUUGCGGACAGAAAAGUUUCCGAAUGUAUUGUUGGACAAAGUAUAAUUAUUGAUGGUGGUUCUCGUCUCUGUUGCAAUAUCGACAUGUCAGAUUUCAAGGAAAAAAUGGCAGAGGCUUGA